GAGUCCAGUCUGCCGGAAACGCACAAGGAGAAGAAGGAGAGCGGGACGAAAGAAGCGGUUGCUAUGGCCGACAUGUUUCCAUGUCAACAAUAAAUGGACCAAGCUUCUCCUGAUAAACUAGCCAGAGAAGGAGAGGGGAAUGGCAGAGACAACAGAGAGCAAGAAAGAGGAGGCUGAUUACAAGAGGCUCCACAGCUUCCCACUCAUCAGGCACACAGACAUGCCAGAGGAGAUGAGAGUGGAAACGAUGGAACUGUGUGUCACAGCCUGUGAGAAGUUUGCCACCAACAAUGAGAAUGCGGCGAAGAUGAUCAAGGAGUCGAUGGAUAAAAAGUUUGGCAGCUCGUGGCACGUGGUGAUCGGGGAGGGCUUUGGCUUCGAGGUGACACACGAGGUGAAGAACCUGCUCUACAUGUUCUUUGGAGGCAGCCUGGCCGUGUGUGUGUGGAAGUGCGCUUAGCACACACACAGGCGCUCACACAAAACACACACAGGCUACACACACACACACCCCUCCCAUCCAGUCUGUCUCUGCCUAACGAGUGUGUGUAUAUAUUUAUAUACACAUCCUGGAUGAUUCACCCAUCUCUGAGCUAUGCAGUCUUUUUUUUUUGUCAUUUACUGAUUGUGUAUGUGUGGUGGUAAUGGAGGGUGUGUGUGUGUGUGUGUGUGUGUGUGUGUGUGUGUGUGUGUGUGUGUGUGUGUGUGUGUGUGUGUGUGUGUGUGUGUGUGUGUGUGUGUGUGUGUGUGUGUGUGUGUGUGUGUGUGUGUGUGUGUGUGUGUGUGUGUACACGUGUUUGCGAGCGUGUGUGAUGUCCCUUACGUCAUUGAUUGAUUAGGCUAAGUCACUCUUGAUAUAUUGUAUUCAAUAUCAGCAUGUCACACUCUUGACUUGUGUGUGCACAUACAGUAUGAAAAUGACCAAGUCUUAUCUGUAUACAGAUGUGAUAGUUUCUACAGAACAGUGAGUUCACUGCAUGAAGGAGUCUGGUGUCUCCUACUAUCCUACUGAUGGGAUUCAGUGGGGCUGAAACACUUGCACUCUCUCUUUCCCUAUUACAUUCUGCUCCACUUCUUUAACUCGAGGCAGCAUGCGUGUUCUCAUCAUCUCCUCAUGCUCACCUUUGGAGAAGAAAAAAAAAAUGCAUCCAGCUCCAUGUCUUUCCUCCACACCGCCUGUACGUUGGCACACUGUCGUCUCAGUGGGCUGCCAUGCCAUCUGCUGAAAAACAUCCUUACACAAGCACGCACCCUCUCUCAGUCGCUCUUAUUGCUCUCAAUUCACACACUCUGUUUCUCUAAUCCUCUCUCUAGAUUCUUGUUGCUCUCAAUUCACACUCUCUGUUCUCUAAUCCUCUCUCUAGAUUCUUGUUGCUCUCAAUUCACACAAUCUCUGUUCUCCAAUCCUCUCUCUAGAUUCUCGUUGCUCUCAAUUCACACAAUAUCUGUUCUCCAAUCCUCUCUAGAUAUAUUAUAUAUUUUAUCUCCGUCUUUAGUAGUAUAGCUUUAGUCUUCACCUUUCAGACAUGAGUCCCAUAAGCCACCCUUGUCUAUGUUUCUACUCCUCCUAUAACUGAUAAGAUAGCACAGGGACUUUUAUAUCCUCUCAAUGUACAGUAAAUACUUGAAUUUGAAUGUGAAGAUGGAAUCUGAUUUUGUAUAGGAUCGUCAUGGGCUUUUUAUGAAAGAACUUAUUGUUGAAAUCGUUAUUUUCUGUCACACCACUGUUAUAAGAAUGUCAUGGAUAGGUGUCGUUGUUCUGAAUUUGUAUAACAACUGAUGAUAUUACAUGAGCUAUUCUGCCUCUCUAGGCCUAGGCAUUGCAUUUCAAUGAAUAUAAACCUAGGCAUGCAGUCUCAUUGCCACAUAGAAACCUUUAUGUUGCCAACUGUGGAUGUCACCAGGUACCAUAACACUGAUGCGUUGUAUUGUUGUUUUCACUUCAACACUGUGUGUUUGCAUAAAUUCAUUGAACAUGAAAUUAUUCCUGAAAGUGAUUAAAAAAAUUGAGUUUUUUCAAA
Molecule: messenger RNA, 2021 nt
Organism: Oncorhynchus gorbuscha (pink salmon)
Lineage: Eukaryota; Metazoa; Chordata; Actinopteri; Salmoniformes; Salmonidae
Product: dynein axonemal light chain 4-like
Exons: 4
Coding region: 140-460 (106 amino acids)
Biological process (GO): microtubule-based process
Cellular component (GO): dynein complex
Molecular function (GO): dynein intermediate chain binding; dynein light intermediate chain binding
Source: RefSeq, a predicted model, not a curated record